Molecule: messenger RNA, 2191 nt
Organism: Coturnix japonica (Japanese quail)
Lineage: Eukaryota; Metazoa; Chordata; Aves; Galliformes; Phasianidae
Source: RefSeq, a predicted model, not a curated record
CCCUCCCAUUAUCUGAUCCUAUGGGUCCCCAUCCCUCAUUAUGGGAUCUAUGGGUCCCAUCCCUCAUUAUAUGACCCUAUGGGUCUCCAUCCUUCACUAUGGGAUCUAUGGGUCCCCGUCCCUCAUUAUCUGAUCCUAUGGGUCCCCAUCCCUCACUAUGGGAUCUAUGGGUCCCCAUCCCUCACUAUGGGAUCUAUGGGUCCCAUCCCUCAUUAUGGGAUCUAUGGGUCCCCAUCCCUCACUAUGGGAUCUACGGGUCCCCGUCCCUCAUUAUGGGAUCCUAUGGGUCACCAUCUCUCAUUGUACCAUAGGGCUCCAGCCGAUGGGACUCUCCGCCCGGCUCUGCUCCAUGUGGGGCACUGAGGUUGGGCCCAGCCCCACACAUCGCCCCCCAUCUCCCCCCAUCCAUCCCCUCUCCAGGCUCCUCCCAGCGAUGCCUCAAGCUUCGGAACCUCGUUUGGGCCGCCCCCGAGACCCCGCGGUGCUGAGCGCUCAACCCAAAGCCUCGUCCAGGUUAUCGGGCCGCGCUCUGAGCCAGGAGCGCCAUUCCUUCACCCCGCCCCAUGGCAGCUUCUCCCCAGCCCCCAAACUUCGCCUCCUGCCCCCCAGACCCGGAACGUUGGAAGAACGGGGCAAGAAACCGGACCCGGAAAGGGGUCGAACGGCCAAAAGGGGCUCAACGUGUCGCAGGGGACCUUUAAAAGCCGACCACGGGCUGCGGGUGCCGGGAUCCCCACAGCCGGUACCGGCACCGGGGGGAGCUUCGUUCUCGUUCCCCAUCGGAACCGAAGGGAGGAGGAGCAACUUGAGCCGCUCCAAGUCCGUCAGCAUCGGGGACCUGAGCGGGGAGGACGUGGCCGCUGCCCUGAGCCGACUGGCGCUAAGGGAUGGGGGGCAGCCCAUAAGGGAUGGGGGGCAGCCAGUGAGUGUGGGGGCCUUGGCCCUUAAACGGAGCUCGUCCCUACGGAGGGUCAACGUGGGACUCGGGUUGGACGGGAAGGGCUCGGCCCCAUUGCUGUCCGUGCGCCAUGACGGCUGUGCCAGGACUCGAGGCCCCCCCGAGCCCAGCUAUGGACCCGAGCGACCCACGUGUGCCGUCCCGCAGUGCUUUAUGAACGCGGUGCUGCAGUGUCUGAGCAGCACCAAACCCUUACGGGAUUUCUGCCUAAGGAAGGAUUUCCUGCACGAGCAGCCGCCGGGAUCCCGAACCCCACAGGAGCUCACGGAAGCCUUUGCUGAUGUCAUUGCUGCCCUAUGGCACCCCGACUCCACCGAGGCCGUCAACCCCGGGCGCUUUAAGGCCAUAUUCCAGAAGUACGUCCCUUCUUUCAAUGGAUACAGCCAGCAGGACGCCCAGGAGUUCCUCAAGUUCUUUAUGGACCGACUCCACGCUGAGAUCAACAGGAAGGGCCGCAGGACCCCCAGCAUCUUGGCGGACACACGGCGGGACCCCCACCCCGAGGACACCCACAGCAUGAGCGAUGACGAACGCGCCAACCUGAUGUGGAAGCGCUACCUGGAGCGGGAGGACAGCAAGAUCGUGGAUCUGUUUGUGGGGCAGCUGAAGAGCUGCUUGAAGUGCCAGGCGUGCGGUUACCGCUCCACCACCUUCGAGGUGUUCUGCGACCUGUCCCUGCCCAUCCCCAAGCGGAGUUUGGCCGGUGGGAAGGGGUUUGUCCCCUUGCUCCGAUCGUGCUUCAGCCUGGUCACCAAGGAGGAGGAGCCUUGGAUCUCGGAAGAACGCCCGAUCUGCGACCAAUCUGAGUGCCAGCAGCGCUACGGCGGGUUCUCCGGACACCAAGAAGGAUCCUGCAUCGAUCGCAGCGCUUUCCCCGCGGUUCCUCGUGCUGGCUGUCUGGUUCCCUAUGGGGUGGUUACAGGUCCCUUAACAUCAGGUGCCAUCUCAGACCUGAACCGAUUCUCCACCACUCGUUACUCCAUUAAGAAAUGCUCCGUGCUGGUGGAUUUCCCAUUGCAGCAGCUCAACCUGAGGGAGUUCGCCAGCGAGAAGGCAGGCAGCCCCGUGUACAGCCUGUACGCGCUGUGCAACCACUCGGGCAGUGUCCACUACGGCCAUUACCCGCUAAACUGGUGCCGCGACGCGGCCGGAUGGAGGCUGUACAAUGACUCACGGUACGUGAGACCCCCCCCUUUAAAUGAUGAGAUCAAAAAAAACCCCCCCCUUAAAUGA